Messenger RNA from Trichoderma aggressivum f. europaeum, 1800 nucleotides. RefSeq lists its product as uncharacterized. Bases 1 to 1800 code for a protein of 599 amino acids. Lineage: Eukaryota; Fungi; Ascomycota; Sordariomycetes; Hypocreales; Hypocreaceae. The record is from RefSeq and is a predicted model, not a curated record. Gene Ontology annotation, molecular function: catalytic activity; protein binding. Gene Ontology annotation, biological process: nucleoside metabolic process. The transcript is spliced from 3 exons.
AUGAUCUCUACUUUCCCAUCGAUCAAGUUUGGCUUGAUGGUCGGUAUUGGUGGAGGCAUUGCCCCCAAGGUUCGACUUGGCGAUGUAGUUGUUAGUACUCCGACUGGCCGGUAUCCCGGAGUGAUUCAAUGGGACUACGGCAAAACAGAGAAAGGGGGUAGAUUUAAGCAGAUUAGGUUACUAAAUAACCCACCGGCUCUCCUCCGCACGGCCUUAACGAAACUGACGACAGAGAAUGAGUUGAACGGGUCUAAGAUACCCGAGUAUCUAGAUGAAAUAAGACAGAGAUGGCCGAGACUCGUGUCAAAGUAUACUUGGUCAGAAUCAAUUCAAGAUCCGUUGCAUGCUCCUGCGGCCGAGGGAGAUGAGGGAAAGCCGAGAGAGACACGCGUGUAUUAUGAUUUAAUCGCCUCCGGUAACCAAGUGAUCAAAGACGCCAAUUUUCGUAAUAGCCUUAACCAGCGCUAUAACGGGCAUAUGUUAUACGUCGAAAUAAAGGCCGCAAGGUUCCUCCUCGCACAGCUUUAUUUCGAAACUAUUAAAACUAAGAAAACGUUGAAGAAACUUGAAAAUAUCCUAGCACACUUCCCUACCGGGCAGAAGGCAUAUGAUUUUGCUUACGAAGAGGCUGUACGAAGAAUCCAGGGUCUCGAUUCAGAUUCCAAGGAGUUAGCAUGGCUGGUCCUAUCAUGGAUUACUUGCGCAAACCGACCACUAACUACAGAGGAGCUCCAGCAUGCCCUUGCUGUAAAAAUAGGCAGGACUGAAUUAGAUGAAGAAAACCUUAUAGAGAUCGAAGAUAUGGUCUUAGAAUACUUUAAGCGGACGCAGAAUUGUUGGUUCCCAGCUGCACAGACCGAAAUUACCAUAAUUUGCGUCACCUACCUCUCGUUCAGCGCUUUUGAUACUGGGCUGUGUGAAAGAAAUUGGGAAUUUAAGAAGCGAUUACAGUUGUUUCCGUUUUAUAGUUAUACCGCACGCAACUGGGGGGACCACGCUCCUAAGGAUAAAGCAAGCCAAGAAGUCAUCGAGUUUCUCAAGAGUCCAGCCAAGGUUGAGGCAUCGAGCCAAGCGCUAACAACCAAUGAGGAGAAUUAUCGUCAAUCACUGCCAAAGAAAACCACCGGACUACACUUGGCAGGGUUCUUUGGCUUGCACAAGGCCACAGAUACACUCCUUGAACUUGGAUAUAGCCCAAACGAGCGAGAUGCUUGCAACCGAGAGCCUCUGUGGUAUGCAGCCCAGAACGGACACGAGGCCCUCGUCAAGUUACUGUUGGCACGCGGAGCUAUUGUGAAUAUUACUGAUGGCUACGGAGAGAGUCCUCUCUUUACAGCAGUUGAACACGACCGUCAAGGAGUCGUUGAGCAGCUACUGGCAGCAGGUGCUGAUGUUAAUUUACAUAGCCCUGGAGGACGCGGUCCCCUCUUGGCGGCAGCGAAAGGAGGCCAUCAAAAGUCUUUCGAGAUGCUAUCAUCCGCAGGUGCCGGUGUGAAUUCUCCAGGCGCUGGGAGUGCGCUUUUAGCAGCAGCUGAAAUCGACCAUCAAAAGAUUGUCGAGAAGCUAUUAGCAGCAGGAGCCAAUGUCAAUGCUUCUAAUAAAUUCCUUGAUAUAGGACCUGCACUGGCGGUAGCAGUCAGUAGAGGUGACCAAGAGAUUGUUGAUAAGCUAUUGGCAGCAGGAGCUAAAUUUAAGUUCAAUGGCCGUAACGGGGGGAUUGUAGUUGAGAGCGAAGAGAAAAAACGAUUAAGAGAGACGGUUGAGAAGAUGCGGGAGAUGGCUAGAGCGACCUGUCGGUAA